Molecule: messenger RNA, 1758 nt
Organism: Capronia epimyces CBS 606.96
Lineage: Eukaryota; Fungi; Ascomycota; Eurotiomycetes; Chaetothyriales; Herpotrichiellaceae
Exons: 1
Coding region: 1-1758 (585 amino acids)
Biological process (GO): transcription initiation at RNA polymerase III promoter
Cellular component (GO): transcription factor TFIIIC complex
Source: RefSeq, a predicted model, not a curated record
AUGUCACACCCUGUGGGAAAUUCAUCCGUUGCGCCGUGGUAUCAGGUCCCAAAUACGCCUAUUCUUUCUGUCGAGCAUCCGUGCAUCAUUCAAAAUGUCAACAAGGCUGUACAGAUGCUUGGAGGGGCCCAUGAGAUCUCACAGUGCCUCGAACCCAACGCCGACAAACCCUUAGGGCUUAGUUUCCAACCUGACGACCCUUCCAGCCGGACAGUGAUAUCUUACAACAGGAAGACUAACAACCUCCUGCUUAAAUUCACUGUACCGAAGCGGACAGAGAGGAAAAGAAAGCGCGGCUCUGACCAGCCCUUUGUGGACCACUCUACAGAUCCUUUUCAAAGGAGGGACUCUAGGUAUCUUCUCCGCUCACUCAGAGACAACCCUCACGCAAAUGAAGCCGAGGUUGUGGGUGUUAUCCGCUCGACACACGUCUGGCGGACCAUGCCUGAUUAUGUAUAUUCCUCAAAAGGAUCUACCUUCCUCAGCCAAUUGCAAACGAAAAUCCUUCCCCAGAAAUAUCCGCGACUCAAACAAUGGUCUUUUCCUCGAACCUAUGGUCUGAGCGACCCGGAGACUAUACCGCCCCCGGUAUGGUCAACGCAUGGUCUCCCACUCAACUAUACCUACCGUCAAAACCCGGCCGUGAGGAUGGUGGCAGAUCCCGUGACUGGCAAGCCAACGUUGCGCAAUAUCCAGGCUCCGAAGAGGUUGUUUACAAUCCAGUGUCACUAUGACGAUGAGAAGUGGCCAGAUGCACCGCAUCCAAGUUGCGUUCCCCUGUCACAGCUACCAGAACCACACCAGAGGGUGUACAACAUCAUGAAAGAUCUUUUCGAAGAAAGGCCAAUUUGGACUCGUCGAGCCCUACUCAAUCACUUCCCUGAUGACUCACCAAUGUUCUUGGCUCGACACCUGCUCGCAUACGUUGCAUUCGCCAUACGGUCGGGCCCUUGGCGAGACACCCUGUGUAAACUAGGGGUAGACCCGCGAACAGAUCGCUCUUAUCGCAAGUAUCAGAGCAUUCUCAUACAACUGGUACCGCGUCACCGAGAGCAGGCCGAGAAUCGAGACGACUUCAGUCGCGUUUGGGUCCGAAGUAAGGAUAAGAUGUCUCAUACGUUCACGGGCAAGCAAAACAUUCCGCCGGAUGGCAAGGUGUGGCAGCUGUGUGACUUGCAAGAUCCACAGCUGAAGCGCUUGAUAGACGUCCCGGACAUCUAUAUCCGCCACGAGUGCGAGAGGCGAUAUUUUGGAUGGUAUCAGAACGGAACAAUAGCCAAACUACGCAUCGCUCUGAAAGCCAAGGUCGAUGCGCUUGUUGGCGGUGAGCCAGUGGACGAAGCGGCAUUGGAGAGAUUUUUGAGGCUACCCGAGCGUUUUGAUGCAUCUGAAGCAACGAAGACCAAUGAACCCUCCAGCGAUCCAGUGGCCGGGUAUCUGCCAAACGAUGCCAGUAAGAAGGAGCUGGAGUGGGCCAGCGCGUUUCGUGCUUUGUGCCGUACGCUACAGGGAUCCCUUCCAGCCGCGGGUGGCAGCGGAAAGGGGAGACUUAGCAAGACCAAGCCAUCCACAAGACCUAGCUUCAUCGACGCCGAGGAGCCCCGUGAUACGGACGAGCUUGAUGCAGCAGAAGGUUAUGGAGAACCAGAGGAGGGCGAUGAUGGGCUGAACGAUCAGGAGCACGAAGAAGAUGACAAUCCUGAGGACGAUCUUUCAACCAACAAGACCAAUCGCCUGGUUCGCGAUGUGACUUCAUGA